GUGGGCGGAGCUGAAGAGGGCUCGCUCCUCUCUUCCACCUACUUCGUAGGGCAGUAGCUCCUCGCCGGGUGCAAGGGCUGCUGGGAGUGGAGCCUCUGGGGUCUCAGAGAGGGGGGGCGCCAGGCGGCCGCCAUUUUGGAUUGCGAACCCGUCAGCGGACUCGUCGCGGGGGAAGUGCAGCUGCCAAGCCGGCAGAGGUGACAGUAAUCACUUAACGAGCAGCCGGGAAGCAACAACUGAGCGCAGAACCUGGCCUCUCGAUGGAUGCCAUGGCAAGCCCAGGGAAGGAUAACUACAGAAUGAAAAGUUACAAGAAUAAGGCAUUAAAUCCUCAAGAAAUGCGUAGACGAAGAGAAGAGGAAGGAAUACAACUUCGAAAGCAAAAAAGGGAAGAACAGUUAUUCAAACGUAGAAAUGUAUCCCUUCCAAUAAAUGAUGACUCUAUGCUUGAAAGUCCCAUUCAGGAUCCAGAUAUCAGCUCUACUGUACCUGUUCCUGAGGAAGAAGUUAUUACUGCUGAUAUGGUGCAGAUGAUUUUCUCUGAUGAUGCUGACCAACAGCUUACAGCAACACAAAAGUUUCGAAAGCUGCUUUCUAAAGAACCUAACCCACCUAUAGAUGAAGUUAUACAAAAACCAGGAGUUGUACAGAGAUUUGUGAAGUUUCUUGAAAGAAAUGAAAAUUGUACUUUGCAGUUUGAAGCUGCAUGGGCUUUAACUAAUAUAGCAUCUGGAACAUUUCUACACACCAAAGUGGUAAUUGAAACUGGAGCUGUUCCAAUUUUUAUCAAACUCCUCAAUUCGGAACAUGAAGAUGUACAGGAACAGGCAGUAUGGGCACUUGGUAAUAUUGCUGGUGAUAAUGCAGAAUGCAGAGACUUUGUUCUGAAUUGUGGAAUUCUUCCCCCUCUUUUAGAGAAGCUGUGUCCUCUUUCUGAUUGGCCUGACAGUUCGACCUUUGGACCUCCCCUGACAGUCCCCACUGGUGGAUAUUUCGAAAAAGGAGGUGGACUUAGAGACCUCAACUCCUCCCUCAUUACUUCAUCACAGGGGAGAUUACUGACAAAUUCAAACAGACUUACAACAACUCGAAAUGCUGUAUGGGCACUCUCAAAUUUAUGUAGAGGCAAGAACCCACCUCCAGAUUUCAGUAAGGUGUCACCUUGCUUAAAUGUCCUGUCAAGAUUAUUAUUUAGCAGUGACCCAGAUGUAUUAGCAGAUGCUUGUUGGGCCCUUUCUUAUCUUUCUGAUGGACCCAAUGACAAAAUCCAAGCAGUCAUUGACUCUGGAGUCUGUCGAAGAUUGGUGGAACUUUUGAUGCACAAUGAUUAUAAAGUGGUAUCACCUGCAUUAAGAGCUGUUGGUAAUAUUGUGACAGGGGAUGAUAUUCAAACACAGGUAAUUCUGAAUUGUUCUGCUUUACCCUGCCUCUUACAUUUACUGAGUAGUCCAAAAGAAUCAAUUAGAAAAGAGGCUUGCUGGACUGUAUCUAACAUUACAGCAGGAAAUAGAGCACAGAUUCAGGCUGUCAUAGAUGCAAAUAUCUUUCCUGUGUUGAUUGAAAUUCUUCAGAAAGCUGAAUUUCGUACCAGAAAAGAGGCAGCAUGGGCCAUAACCAAUGCAACAUCUGGAGGCACUCCAGAACAGAUACGGUAUCUGGUAGCAUUAGGCUGUAUUAAACCUCUCUGUGACCUUUUGACUGUGAUGGAUUCCAAAAUAGUCCAGGUGGCUUUAAAUGGCCUUGAAAAUAUUUUACGACUCGGAGAGCAAGAAUCUAGACAAAAUGAAAUGAACAUCAAUCCAUACUGUGCUCUCAUUGAAGAAGCAUAUGGUCUGGAUAAAAUUGAGUUUCUUCAAAGCCAUGAAAAUCAAGAGAUCUACCAAAAGGCUUUUGAUCUAAUUGAACACUACUUUGGGGUGGAAGAUGAAGAUGCCAACAUUGUCCCUCAGGUGGAUGAAAACCAGCAACAAUUUGUUUUCCAACAGCAGGAAGCACCAAUGGAAGGAUUUCAGUUAUAAGUAGCUAAGUGAAAAGAAGCAUAAUGUUAAAUGUUGGCUUCACAUGGCUCCUCUUUUUGGCCAGUCAGAAAGUUAGAUGUGGUUUUAGAGAGGACAAAAAUGAAGCAGCUGAUGCACUUUUUAAAAAACAAAAAAUUCUGUUUAGAAGUACCUCUCUUCAUUUAUAGCUUUUGUCUUUUGUAUUUAUAUAUUUUAUUGUUAGAUUUUUUGUAACUGACUUGUGAGUUAAGUGUGCAUUAAAUAUAUAAUUUAAUAACUUGAGCUUGAAAGGGAGAACCUUAGUAAAGUAUUAAAUAGUGGUUCUGAAUUUUUUCAGGCAUUCUUUGCAACUGCAUAUCAGCAGUAACAGCUGUUGACAAUUGCAUUUUGACAUUAAGUCUAAUAUGCCCAGUCUCUUAAAUCUACCUCUGUCCUGAAGCAAAAAUGUCAUUGCUUCAGAACAAAAACAUAAAAUAAAAGACAAAGUAGUCAAAGCUAAAUUAGAAUGUGAAAAUAUUUAUUACUUUAAAUUGUGAAACACUGUGUUGUACAUUAUACUUUGCAGAAAGAAAAAAGUGAACUCUAUUUAUGAAACAUUUAAAAAAAUAUCAUGUGCUGAAAACCAGACUUGUCUUUAAAAGAAGGCAGUUUAAGAAAAGCUGUUCUGCUUUAUGUUGAGCAUACACUACAGUGUUUGCUUUUCUUGAAUAAUUUACUUAUUUCUUUUGGAACAUAUACAAUGUUCAGAGAAUCUUAGAUUCUAGUAGUAUAACUGACCAAAUAUGCUGCCAUUUUUUUGCUGCUCUUUUUUUCCACUUCUUAAUUUUAGACAGUAGUACAUCAUGACAGAUGUUUAGUUAUGAAUGUAAAGUACUACUGCAUAGCAAAAACAAUACAAUAAUUAUUUCUCUGAUUUUUUUCAGAACAGUAAUAGAAAAGUUGUGAUUUUCUUUGUAAUAAUUAAACUACUUGAAUGCCAAAAUUACUUUUAAAGAAGUCAGAUUGUUCUAUAUUAACUUUGGAAAAUGUGUUUAAUGUUAUUUGGGCACUAAAUGACCAAUAUCAAUGGGAAAUGCAAAAUGCUAAGGAUUCUUUACUGUGUUUGAAAUCUAUAUUAGAUUUUAUGGUAUAAUACUCAAACGGUCACAUUGCUGCUUGAUGUAUACUUUAGAUAACUUCAUGAUUCAGUGUUUGAGAUUACUCUUAUUUUAAGCCAUCUUUAAGUAAGAUUUCAUGUAUUGAGAUUAAAAGAAAAAAUCUUCAUAAUAUAAAACUAAUAAAAUCAUGCAUUAUUUACUUUGUGUAAACUUCUUCCCUUGGUACUGUGCUUGAUAGAAAUUUUAAUGCAGAUGUAGUACUAUUGAAUUCAUUAUUUAUAGUUACUAAAUAAUAGCCAGCUAUUUGCAUUUCCAAUUACUAUUUACCUAGAAUAUGUUUUUAAUUGUAGUUUAAAGCUGUUUUAAGAUGGUAUUUGAUGCAGUUUUGAUAAGAUUCUUAGUCAUUUCUGACUAUUAUACAGAAAGAUUUAAUUUGAUAUGUAGCAACAUUUACAGUUUGAUUCCGCUGGAAAUCAGAGGCAUGCUACAAGAAAACAAUGUACACAAGAGUGCUUAUUAAUACUUUGUAAAUUAUAUAUAAUGAAACUAAGCUUUUUAGCAGGACAUUAAAAAUCUACAAAUAUUCAAAAUAUAAGUGGGGUGGGGAUUGACUAGUGUCCAUAAUGCUAGAGUACAUCUGCCAAACUUUUUUAAUAAUGUUACUUAGAGAAUUGUAUUUGUGUCCUUUUUUUGUUACAGUGGAAAUCUGAGAUUUAGAACAAAAAGUAUCUCUUUUGCAUUAUAUUCAAAAGAACAGGGUGAUGACAUUAGAGUACCAAAUUAAUGGUGAAUUUAUCAGAUAAACUUUUUUUUGUUAUAAAAACAGUUCUGAAUAUCAGAUAACAGGGUAUUCCACUGUUUCUAACUUAUUUUGAUAAUGUUGCAUGCAGCAUAAUUCAUAAAUAAAAUAACCAGCUGUGCCUGCUUUUAUUUUGAGGACCCUGUAGACACUGUAAUAAGCCUCUCUAAGCCAAAUCUUUCAAGCAGAAUAAUCCUUGUUGAAGGAAGAAAUAUGUAAUGUCUUUCUUGAGAGGGUUUUUAGUUUCCUGGCAGGUAAAGAAUAAAGAAAGUUUCUAAGCAGUGAAGUGAUUGCACUUUACUCAUUUCAAUACAAACCAUUAUUCCUUAGGUCUUGUUUGAGUAGCAAAGCUAAUUUGAUUGGAUUUGGAUUCAAUGUGUUAAUUUGAAUAAAAGGGGCACUAUCUAGUAGUUUGGGACCAAAGUUUGAAUUAUAUUAAGAAGUAUUAUACAAUAAUGAGUUCUUUAGAUUGAGUGCACAAAUAUCUUAAAAUCUACCACUAUGUCAUAGAAAUUUUUGGAAAGGUGGCCUCUUUCACAAGUUUACAUUUUAAAAUGCCUAGAUCAAUGGUAUCAUUCAUCUUCAAUGAUCCUUGUGGGGAAAAAAAAGUUGUACCAGUCUUGUUUUCCUCCAGUUUACUAUAUCAGAGAUGAAAGGGGGAAAAUGCUUUGCCAAAUGAAUUUUUAGAGUGUAUUGAAGUUAAUUUUAAAUGUUUUUAAAGGGCAUACACACUUGGAAAACAAACCAAAAACUGGGAAAAAAGUACUUGAAAGUGCCCCCUUUUAUUCAUUUAAUCAAUUAUACUAUUCUGUUUGAAUUUAAAUUUUAACUAGUUAAUCUAUGCAAUUAUGCAAAUUGGCUUGUUUCCUUAUGUACUUGAUACACUGAUCAUAACUAGUUUUCUACUAAAGUUUUUCAUUAUCACAUUUGUUUCCUUUUAAGAAUUAAUAUUUAAUUUUGUAGUACCGUAUUUUAUUUAUAUGCUGUUGCUGAUAGCAACCAGAAAGCAGAAAAUAAAAUAAAAAUAGUAAUUAAAACGUUGGCACAAAAGUUAACUCAUCUUUAACUGUAGAACAUAUUUGCAGUUGGAGGAUGAUCUGUUUGGUUAGAUAAAGGACUAAAAGAAGCAUUGCUCCUUUUCCUUCAUGCUAUUUCUUUUCUCAUUUAAGAAUAAGCACUUAGGGAAAAAUGACAGAUUUAGUGUGAUUAAAAAAAAAUUCAAACUAAUCUUUAAAGUACUUACUGCUUACUUGUGAAACUGUGAAAUUAAAAUAAACAUUGGUACUGUUAGCAAAAUAACCUUUACUUGUUUUAGUUCGUGGCAUUAUUGUUUUAUGUAAUGUGUGAAACUUAAAAGCCUGCGUUAAUAGGGCUUUAAUGGGGGGGAUAGUGCAUCUUUGAAUCCUGAUUUGGGAGUGGGAUGGGGGUGGGGGAGAGGUAUGGGUAAUAUAUGUAACUAAACCAACACAUGAGCAGUAUGCAAUAUUAUGGAAUGUUACAACACACUACAUAUUAAAGUAAUAAAAAUGUUAUUUUACA
Messenger RNA from Monodelphis domestica (gray short-tailed opossum), 5432 nucleotides. It is a transcript of the gene KPNA5, whose product is annotated as karyopherin subunit alpha 5. Lineage: Eukaryota; Metazoa; Chordata; Mammalia; Didelphimorphia; Didelphidae. The record is from RefSeq and is a predicted model, not a curated record. Gene Ontology annotation, cellular component: cytoplasm. Gene Ontology annotation, molecular function: nuclear import signal receptor activity; protein binding. Gene Ontology annotation, biological process: protein import into nucleus.